Molecule: messenger RNA, 5844 nt
Organism: Cydia pomonella (codling moth)
Lineage: Eukaryota; Metazoa; Arthropoda; Insecta; Lepidoptera; Tortricidae
Product: constitutive coactivator of PPAR-gamma-like protein 1 homolog
Exons: 20
Coding region: 346-5487 (1713 amino acids)
Cellular component (GO): nucleus
Source: RefSeq, a predicted model, not a curated record
GUUACCAAUUUUUCAUGAUUUUGUAAAUAAUAAACUAAACCGCAAAUUACCUCUAUAUUACUGAUUGGAUGUAAUAAAAAUAAUUUAUUAGGCCAAUAUACACCAUAUGAAAUGAUGCCCACCAUAAAACACUUUCAGUGCAUGCAGAACGGUUUUGACGUUUUUUAAUGGUGCCUAUAGCUGGCUCCUUAAACACAUCUAUUUUAGAUAAUUACAAAUGGCUUCCGUUUUCAACUUGCGGUUAUCCUUCACUGCUGGCAUGGUUUUCUAAUCAAGGAUUAAUUCGCCGUGAGAUAGUAUUUGAUUAUAUUAUUUUACUGAGUAGUUCUGCUACUGCCACGAGUCAUGGGCAUACAGGAUCUACAGACUUAUUUAGAAAAUGAGGGAGUGGGUGUGGAUUUGUUUCGGAUUGCACGAAAUCAUGCCGGCGGCUUCCGACUCGUGCUUGACGCGGAGGGGUGUCUGGACCGCCUAUAUGGAGGAUAUUUCUCUGAUUGGGCAUGUGGAGGACAGUGGGCCCGCUGUGUCCAAUUUUUAACCACCCUGGCGCAGGCCCUUGCUGAGCACCAAGUGGCACUAUGUGUUUGCUUCAACGGAGCGCACCCUGCUCCGCCAGUGGCUCCGCAGCACUGGAUCCAGACACAGUCUACUUACAGGCAGAGAGUCAACUCUGUAUUGCGCCAUAUUGUCACAAAGGGUACUCCUCCACCCAAAGUAUGGUGGGUGCCACCAAUGGGGCUACAUUCAUGUCUUCGAACUGCACUGAGAUAUCUGAAUAUACCCAUUAUGGUAUCCUCUGAUGACCAUUGUCAGGAAGUGGUAGGCCUUUGCCGGGAGAAAUCCUAUGCUGGUCUGGUGGGCUGCUCUGGAGAGUACCUGGUGUUCCAACCUCCGCGAUACUUUAGCUCGUCACAGCUGAAGCUAACAUACAGGUCUUCCUUGGAAACAAAAGAAUACAAGAUCCAUGAAUUGCCCCAAUUGCUGGACGUGCCCCAGGACCGCCUCUGCCUCUUGGCCGCACUUCUCGGUGGUACCAUUCUGUCGGAGCAGAGCCUCACUGAUUUCUACAAGCGAUUAGGAAUUACUCAGAAAAAGCAACAAGUGCCGCCAGAAACGUUGAUAAAGGCCGUAAGCCAGUUCGUGCGCGACCUGCCAUCGUCCGACAUGGACAGCGCCUGUAUCGAAAUAUUCGGCGACCUCAAUGAUCUCCGGGCGGCCAAGCUCAAACAGGCCGUUCAGUAUUAUCUCAAUGGCACCAAAGAUGGCUUCCUCAAAUACAGAACUGCCACUGGUCGCCGCCCGAAAAAUAACAAAAGGAAUCAAAAACCCGACAGUCCACAGUCAUCCUCUGCCGAUUUGGACACUUCCAAAUUAGCGACCGAGUCAUCCGAACACGAGCAAAAAGGCUUGGACGAUUACAAAUUGGCUACAGCAAACGCGUCAAUGAAUGCUGACUUUAGCACCGACGAGAGGACGAUGGAGGUGGGGCAAGCCAUGGCUUCCAUGUCGCUCGAGGGUGGCGACGCCGAACAGAAGAAACCUGCACCUAAACCUGUAGAGAAACAAGCUGCAACGAAAGAGAGCCGCCAAACCAAGUCCCCGAGCUCGGACAACUGCCCGCCCGCGCCGGCCGAGGUGCUCCGCACGUGCGCCGAGCGCCACGCGCGCGGCCUCAUGCACCCGCACAUGCUCGCCAUCCUCACACACCGCCAGGUGGCGCUGCCUGUCCUUAUGGAAGAUGACAACCACCGUGAGAUCCCAUCCAUCCACCACUUCUACCGCCCCAUCCGCCAGAACGUCUACGCCAUCCUCUACAACAUGCACCACCAUCGCUUCAUGGCACAGAAGGCUAAAGAUGAAGGCACAUCAAGCAUGUCAGUCGAGCGCGCGUGCACCGUGCAAGUGGCCGAGUGGAUCUACUCGCGCGUCAACCCGGGCAAGACGCCCGAGAUGGUGCCCGGGGUGGUUCUUGACUGGCCCGUGCCUACUGUGCAGAGGCUUUGGUUCGGAACCGCGCAAGAUGACAAGUGCCGCCGCAUGCGCGCGUUCCUGUCGUGCAUGCGCUCGGACACGCCGCUCAUGCUCAACACGUCCUACGUGCCGCAGCACCUGCUCAUCUUGGCCACCGUGCUGAGAUUCAUAAUGACAUCGCAAAUUCAGAUCUUGCGUCGACAGGAGUUGGAUGCAUUUCUGGCCACAGCUUUCUCUAAUGAUCUCAUGAAUGCCCUUCACUUGCAAGAGAUGACGGUGAACGGCAUCAGCUCGCGCGGCGUGCAGCUGGGCGCGCUGGUGAUGGCGGGCGCGGAGGCGGCGCUGCUGGCCAACGACGCGUGCGGCGCGCCCGUGCCCUGGCUCGUGGCCGCGCCCUGGCUGUACUUCGACGGCAAGCUGCUGCAGCGCAACCUCGCCCGCGCCAUGCACUGCAAGCACCUCGCCCAGCUCUGCGACAACCACCUCGACACCGUCGUCAAGGUACUGUGUACUGUGGAGGCGGCGCGCCCGUGCCCUGGCUCGUGGCCGCGCCCUGGCUGUACUUCGACGGCAAGCUGCUGCAGCGCAACCUCGCCCGCGCCAUGCACUGCAAGCACCUCGCCCAGCUCUGCGACAACCACCUCGACACCGUCGUCAAGGUACUGUGUACUGUGGAGGCGGCGCGCCCGUGCCCUGGCUCGUGGCCGCGCCCUGGCUGUACUUCGACGGCAAGCUGCUGCAGCGCAACCUCGCCCGCGCCAUGCACUGCAAGCACCUCGCCCAGCUCUGCGACAACCACCUCGACACCGUCGUCAAGGUACUGUGUACUGUGGAGGCGGCGCGCCCGUGCCCUGGCUCGUGGCCGCGCCCUGGCUGUACUUCGACGGCAAGCUGCUGCAGCGCAACCUCGCCCGCGCCAUGCACUGCAAGCACCUCGCCCAGCUCUGCGACAACCACCUCGACACCGUCGUCAAGGUACUGUGUACUGUGGAGGCGGCGCGCCCGUGCCCUGGCUCGUGGCCGCGCCCUGGCUGUACUUCGACGGCAAGCUGCUGCAGCGCAACCUCGCCCGCGCCAUGCACUGCAAGCACCUCGCCCAGCUCUGCGACAACCACCUCGACACCGUCGUCAAGGUACUGUGUACUGUGGAGGCGGCGCGCCCGUGCCCUGGCUCGUGGCCGCGCCCUGGCUGUACUUCGACGGCAAGCUGCUGCAGCGCAACCUCGCCCGCGCCAUGCACUGCAAGCACCUCGCCCAGCUCUGCGACAACCACCUCGACACCGUCGUCAAGGUACUGUGUACUGUGGAGGCGGCGCGCCCGUGCCCUGGCUCGUGGCCGCGCCCUGGCUGUACUUCGACGGCAAGCUGCUGCAGCGCAACCUCGCCCGCGCCAUGCACUGCAAGCACCUCGCCCAGCUCUGCGACAACCACCUCGACACCGUCGUCAAGGUACUGUGUACUGUGGAGGCGGCGCGCCCGUGCCCUGGCUCGUGGCCGCGCCCUGGCUGUACUUCGACGGCAAGCUGCUGCAGCGCAACCUCGCCCGCGCCAUGCACUGCAAGCACCUCGCCCAGCUCUGCGACAACCACCUCGACACCGUCGUCAAGGUACUGUGUACUGUGGAGGCGGCGCGCCCGUGCCCUGGCUCGUGGCCGCGCCCUGGCUGUACUUCGACGGCAAGCUGCUGCAGCGCAACCUCGCCCGCGCCAUGCACUGCAAGCACCUCGCCCAGCUCUGCGACAACCACCUCGACACCGUCGUCAAGGUACUGUGUACUGUGGAGGCGGCGCGCCCGUGCCCUGGCUCGUGGCCGCGCCCUGGCUGUACUUCGACGGCAAGCUGCUGCAGCGCAACCUCGCCCGCGCCAUGCACUGCAAGCACCUCGCCCAGCUCUGCGACAACCACCUCGACACCGUCGUCAAGGUACUGUGUACUGUGGAGGCGGCGCGCCCGUGCCCUGGCUCGUGGCCGCGCCCUGGCUGUACUUCGACGGCAAGCUGCUGCAGCGCAACCUCGCCCGCGCCAUGCACUGCAAGCACCUCGCCCAGCUCUGCGACAACCACCUCGACACCGUCGUCAAGGUACUGUGUACUGUGGAGGCGGCGCGCCCGUGCCCUGGCUCGUGGCCGCGCCCUGGCUGUACUUCGACGGCAAGCUGCUGCAGCGCAACCUCGCCCGCGCCAUGCACUGCAAGCACCUCGCCCAGCUCUGCGACAACCACCUCGACACCGUCGUCAAGGUACUGUGUACUGUGGAGGCGGCGCGCCCGUGCCCUGGCUCGUGGCCGCGCCCUGGCUGUACUUCGACGGCAAGCUGCUGCAGCGCAACCUCGCCCGCGCCAUGCACUGCAAGCACCUCGCCCAGCUCUGCGACAACCACCUCGACACCGUCGUCAAGGUACUGUGUACUGUGGAGGCGGCGCGCCCGUGCCCUGGCUCGUGGCCGCGCCCUGGCUGUACUUCGACGGCAAGCUGCUGCAGCGCAACCUCGCCCGCGCCAUGCACUGCAAGCACCUCGCCCAGCUCUGCGACAACCACCUCGACACCGUCGUCAAGGUACUGUGUACUGUGGAGGCGGCGCGCCCGUGCCCUGGCUCGUGGCCGCGCCCUGGCUGUACUUCGACGGCAAGCUGCUGCAGCGCAACCUCGCCCGCGCCAUGCACUGCAAGCACCUCGCCCAGCUCUGCGACAACCACCUCGACACCGUCGUCAAGGUACUGUGUACUGUGGAGGCGGCGCGCCCGUGCCCUGGCUCGUGGCCGCGCCCUGGCUGUACUUCGACGGCAAGCUGCUGCAGCGCAACCUCGCCCGCGCCAUGCACUGCAAGCACCUCGCCCAGCUCUGCGACAACCACCUCGACACCGUCGUCAAGGUGGAGCGCAUGCGCAAGGCGAUCCUGGAGGGGCUGGAGGUGGAGUGGGCGCUGCCGCCGCUGCCGCUGGUGGCGGGCGUGGUGGGCGGGCUGGGCUGGCGCGGGCGCGCGCGCGGCGCGCGGCUGGAGAUCGCCGGCGUCGUGGUCGGCCAGUGGGGCGCCGACUACCCGCAGCGCGCGCGCUACCCGCAGGCGGCGCACUACGUGGGCUACACGCCGCCCGUGCGCAACGCGUACGGCGCGCGCGGCGGGCGCGGCUGGCGGGGCCGCGGGCGCGGCCGCGGGGCGCCCGCCGCGCGCCCGCCGCGCCGCCGUCUGCACCACGACGAGCCCGCCAAGCCCGCCACGCUCUCCGUCAACGGUAAAACAGUGCGUCCCGAAGACCUGGGGUCCCAGGCUGAGGAAGGCAGCCCACACGGGGAUGAAUCCGCUCCCGACAACGAUAACGAAGGAGCACAGCCGAUGCGAACUAAGAGUGCAAAAAAUGCCAAGAAAAAUGUUGGGAAAGGUAAAAAGAAGAAUUCGAACCCGAAGACUGACGUAGUGCAGACGUUGGAGGCCAAUGGACCGCUCGACAAGAUGGAGACGGGCCAUAAUUCGGACAAAGAGCAUAUUGGUCAAGGUGACGCCCCAGUUUCUAAUUAGUACUAAAAAGUAGAUUUUUUUACUUUCUGAAACUGUACCGGAGGUAAAGUCAAUUUUAUUUUGUUAGCUAUUUAUACUCUAGUAGUUGUUAGAUGCCUCUUUUAUAUUCAGCUUGCCGUCCGCUCCGCCGCGCUCGGCGGCGGCGCGCGGCGGAUCAGUUGCAACACGCGGUCGUAAACCGUUGUCAUUGUUGGUUUUUAGUGGUAGCAAUUGCGUUCAUUUGUAGGGGAAAGCUUUCCAGUAAUAUAAUUCGUACAUACGCGUAUGUAGUAGUUUGCACAAAUAACAUUUAUAUAAUAGCAUUUGUGUGUUCUACUAACGUUCCGUUCCUUAUCAUUAUUAUCAAUAAAAGUAACA